Hibiscus syriacus is the source of this 1650-nucleotide messenger RNA. RefSeq names its product 26S proteasome non-ATPase regulatory subunit 13 homolog B-like. Bases 153 to 1313 code for a protein of 386 amino acids. The record is from RefSeq and is a predicted model, not a curated record. Gene Ontology annotation, biological process: ubiquitin-dependent protein catabolic process. The transcript is spliced from 6 exons. Gene Ontology annotation, molecular function: structural molecule activity. Gene Ontology annotation, cellular component: proteasome regulatory particle, lid subcomplex; cytosol; nucleus. Lineage: Eukaryota; Viridiplantae; Streptophyta; Magnoliopsida; Malvales; Malvaceae.
UCCGGAAAACAUUUUCUUUCGUCGAUUGAGUUUCUUGUUUUCCGCUUCAGAACUCGUAUUGAGACACAGAAAACCAAAGUUGAAAUUUCUGAACCCUUGAGGCUUCAGCUUCUCUCUCUGUGUUUCGACUCUGUGGAGUGUUUUUGAGAUCCAUGGCGGCCUUGCAAUACCUAGAGUCCAUUCAAAAUGAACAUCCGGAGCUAGCCUACUGGUUCAGUUCUAUUGCAGAUCUGUAUCUGAAGAAACUCUGGCAUCAGCUCACUCUCAAGCUCGACCAGUUCGUUGCACUCUCCGCCUUUCAGGCUGGAGAUGCACUGAUAAAGUUGUAUCACAACUUUAUCACCGACUUCGAGAUCAAAAUUAAUCCCCUCAAGCUUUCACAUUUUGCUGUUAUAGUUUCUCAGCAGUACUCAGAGAAAGAGACCGCUAUCAGUUUUCUUGAAGGCGUGAUUGAAAAGCUUCAGGCUACUAAAGAGCAGCGCAUAGAAGAGCCAAUUCUUUAUAUUAAGAUGCAAAUUUCCAAAUUCAAGCUUGAGCAAGGAGAUCAAAAAGAAUGCAGGAAACUUCUUGAUGAUGGAAAGAGUACCCUUGACAGUAUGACUGACAUAGAUCCAUCUGUAUAUGCUACCUACUAUUGGGUUUCAUCUCAAUACCAUAAAUUUCGUCAAGAAUUUGCGGAGUUCUACAAAUGUGCUCUCCUUUAUCUUGCUUACACAUCAGUGGAGUCUCUCACAGAAUCUUUUAAGCUGAAUUUGGCAUUUGAUCUGUCCCUUUCUGCUCUUUUGGGCGAUAACAUCUACAACUUUGGAGAACUCCUUGCUCAUCCAAUUAUAAAGAGUCUUCUGGGGACCAAGGUGGAGUGGCUUUAUUAUAUCCUCCAAGCUUUCAACACAGGGAAUUUGGUUCGCUAUGAAGAAUUGUGUCGGGUGCACAAUGCUGCAUUGAGUGCUCAACCAGCCCUGGUUGAGAAUGAGAAGAAGCUGUUGGAAAAAAUUAAUAUUCUAUGCUUGAUGGAGAUUAUCUUCAGCCGGCCAUCCGAUGAUCGAACUAUUCCGUUAAAAGUUAUUUCUGAGAGAACAAAACUGUCAAUUGAGGAUGUUGAGUUUCUUCUCAUGAAGAGCCUGUCUGUUCAUCUGAUUGAGGGCAUAAUUGAUCAAGUUGAGGGAGCAGUUCAUGUCUCUUGGGUGCAGCCAAGAGUUUUGGGGAUUCCACAGAUCAAGUCCUUGCGUGAGCGGUUGGAUAGUUGGAUGGAAAAAGUGCGUACUGCUUCAUUAUCAAUUGAAGCUGAAACGCCUGACCUUGUUGCAUCAUGAUUUUCCUGUCCGGUUCCUUCUGCCCAUUGUAACAAUUUCGUUAUUCGAAAAGAAAGAAAAGGAGAGAGAGCGAUGAGAGGUAAGUGUUAGUGAUGUGCGCAGGUAGAGCCAUCUUUGUAUGAUUCCUUUGAAGGGAUCUUUAAAUCAUUGUUCUUAAAGGAGGGGCUUAUGUUCUAGACUUUUCACGUUUUGGCAUUCGUUGGAUCUACAAUGGCAGUUGCAUGCCUGAGGGAGGAUACAGUUAAAAACUGAAAAACAUCAUACUUCUCUUUCUUCAACUUUGUAUUGGGAUUUUUCAUCAGAUACAAUCAAAUCCACCUUUUUUGUGGAUGAAAGU